Messenger RNA from Symbiodinium sp. CCMP2592, 1680 nucleotides. NCBI's taxonomy places the organism in Eukaryota, Dinophyceae, Suessiales, Symbiodiniaceae. The record is from the annotation of a GenBank genome assembly.
AUGUCGAUGUCAGUCCAUGUCGGCCUACUGAGUGGGCAUUCUUGUGUUGUGGACACAGACGCCGCACAGUCGGUCGGGGAGCUAAGACGAAAGGUGCAGCAGAAGCUGCGCAUUGGGGUCAGUGCCUUCGUAGAUGACUCGGGACAGAUGUUGCCAGAACAUCAGUCCCUCAGUGAGGCCGGCAUACAGGAUGGUUGCAGAGUGACUGCGGCCGCAAGCCACAUCCAGGUACUUGGCAGCCGCAUGUGCAAAGCCUUUGCCUUGAUCCGCCCCGAAGGUUCCGUGCUCACUUGGGGAGCUGCAGGUGAGCUUUGUCGUGCAGAGAAGCUGCGGAAUGUACAGCAGAUCGCUGCUUCAGUCGCUGCCUUUGCAGCCGUACAAGCAGAUGGCAAGGUGGUCUGUUUUGGCGAGCCAUGGGCUGGAAGCGACUGCUCUUCCGUUUCUGAGCAGCUACGGCACGUAAAGACUGUGAGAGCCUCCAGCACCGCCUUCGCUGCUCUUACCGAACUCGGCUCUGUCGUCACAUGGGGUUCGAAGAGCUCCGGGGGAGACAGCCAGCCUGUGGCCGAGCAACUUAUAGGCGUGGUGGACAUUGUGUCUUCCUGGUCAGCUUUCGCUGCCAUAAGAGAGGAUGGCUCUCUGGUGACCUGGGGGGAUCUCUAUCGUGGUGGGGAUAGCCGGCCGGUGCAGAAAGAGCUGCGAAAUGUGUGCCAUGUGGCGGCCACCUUGAUGUCCUUUGCAGCACUUCGCAAAGAUGGUUCUGUAGUGACAUGGGGCGAGGAGUGGUCUGGAGGAGACAACACGGUGGUCACGGAUGCACUCGAGGGCGUGCAAACGAUCGUUGCAUCUUCCAGGGCGUUUGCUGCUACCACGGGGCACGGAGGAGUCGUCACCUGGGGAGAUGUAGACAGUGGCGGAUGUUGCAACUCUAUCCAGCCGGAGCUUUUCAACGUUUCUCAAGUUUGUGCAACGGACAGGGCAUUUGCUGCCUUGCGUACAGACGGUCGCGUGAUUUGCUGGGGGAAUGCUGAGUCAGGUGGCUGCUGUGAUCAGGUUCAAUCACAGCUGAACAACAUCCGGCAGAUUGCAGGUUCCAGCUGUGCUUUUGCCGCGUUGCGCUCAGACGGGACAGUUGUUGCCUGGGGUGAUCCGCGCUGUGGCGGCGACAGCAGCGAGGUGGAGCCGCAUCUUGUGGAUGUGGUGCAGAUCUAUGCUUCCUUGUGCGCCUUUUCUGCCCUACUGGCGAAUGGCGAUGUGAUCACCUGGGGGCAGCUUUACCAUGGUGGUGGUGACUCUGCGAGUGAAUAUCGCUGGCAGCGGCAAAGCACGGUCGAUUACUGGCUCGACUGUUGGGCCCGUUGGGCGGAACGCCUCGGCCUGCGGGAAGAGCUGAUGAAGGACCCUGUGGUGGAGCUCCUCCGAUCUGCCGCACCGACCGAAGAAGAACGAAAGCAGCUGCAGUACCAGCGAGAGUGGUACUACCACGACAGCAGCGUCUUCUAUGUGAUGCUCACGGUACGACUUGGCUUGCUGACCUUCAUUCUGGCCCUACUCGGCUUCGAGUUGCUGUUGCAGGGCUGGCUUUGUGGCGAGGUUGGCCAGGCCUUGGCUGUCCCGCGGCUCUUCUUCUCGCCUGCAAAAGCGGCAGAGCUGAGCUUCCAGGUGCCUCGUGGAUUGUAG